UGGAGAAUUUCACCUUGCGCUGGAACAAUGCCGGUCAUGAAAGGAUUACUGGCCCCUCAGAACACCUUCCUGGACACCAUCGCCACCCGCUUCGACGGCACUCAUAGUAACUUCAUCCUCGCAAAUGCUCAGGUGGCUAAAGGAUUCCCAAUAGUUUACUGUUCCGAUGGCUUCUGCGAGCUUUCUGGAUUUGCACGAACAGAAGUCAUGCAGAAGAGCUGCAGCUGUAAAUUUUUAUAUGGUGCUGAAACAAAUGAGCAGAUGAUUCUUCAAAUUGAAAAGUCACUGGAAGAAAAGAUAGAAUUCAAAGGAGAAAUAAUGUUUUAUAAAAAGAACGGGUCUUCAUUUUGGUGCUUGUUAGACAUUGUCCCUAUCAAGAAUGAGAAAGGUGAUGUAGUUCUGUUUCUGGCCUCUUUCAAAGACAUAACAGAUACAAAAGUGAAGAUUCCUGUGGAUGAUAAAAAGGAAGAAAAAUUCAAAGGGAGAGGAAGAGGAGGAUCACAUUUUGAUUCAGCACGCAGACGGAGCAGAGCUGUCCUUUAUCACAUCUCUGGACACCUGCAAAGAAGAGAAAAGAACAAAUUAAAAAUUAAUAACAAUGUUUUUGUAGAUAAACCAGCAUUUCCAGAAUAUAAAGUUUCAGAUGCAAAAAAGUCCAAAUUCAUACUUUUGCAUUUUAGCACUUUUAAAGCUGGCUGGGACUGGCUUAUUUUAUUAGCAACGUUUUAUGUUGCUGUAACUGUACCUUACAAUGUUUGCUUUAUUGGCAAUGAUGAUGUGUCUACAACUCGAAGCACAACUGUCAGUGACAUUGCAGUGGAAAUUCUUUUUAUCAUAGAUAUUAUUUUAAAUUUCCGAACAACGUAUGUCAGCAAGUCUGGCCAAGUAAUAUUUGAAGCAAGAUCUAUUUGUAUCCACUAUGUGACUACAUGGUUCAUCAUAGAUUUAAUUGCUGCACUUCCUUUUGAUCUUCUUUAUGCUUUUAAUGUCAAUGUGGUGUCCAUUGUCCACCUUCUCAAAACCGUACGAUUGCUGCGUCUUUUACGCCUUCUUCAGAAGUUGGAUCGUUAUUCCCAGCACAGCACGAUUGUUCUGACACUUCUUAUGUCUAUGUUUGCAUUGCUAGCUCAUUGGAUGGCUUGCAUUUGGUAUGUCAUUGGAAAGAAGGAAAUGGAAAAAAAACCAUUCACUUGGGACAUAGGUUGGCUUCAUGAACUGGGAAAACGCUUGGAGUCUCCAUACCAAGGCAAUAAUACAUUAGGAGGCCCAUCACUCAGAAGUGCCUAUAUUGCUGCCCUAUACUUCACGCUCAGCAGCCUCACCAGUGUUGGGUUUGGCAAUGUGUCAGCCAAUACUGAUACUGAAAAGAUUUUCUCUAUUUGCACAAUGUUGAUUGGGGCCUUGAUGCAUGCCUUGGUGUUUGGUAAUGUGACUGCUAUUAUUCAACGGAUGUACUCCAGAUGGUCCCUUUAUCACACAAGAACCAAGGAUCUGAAGGACUUUAUAAGGGUUCAUCACCUCCCACAGCAGCUGAAGCAAAGAAUGCUUGAAUAUUUCCAAACCACAUGGUCAGUCAAUAAUGGAAUAGAUUCCAAUGAGCUUUUAAAGGACUUUCCAGAUGAGCUGCGCUCAGACAUUACCAUGCACUUGAACAAGGAGAUUCUGCAGCUGUCCCUUUUUGCGUGUGCCAGCCGCGGUUGCCUCAGGUCUCUUUCUCUGCAUAUCAAAACCUCCUUUUGUGCUCCUGGGGAGUACCUUCUCCGGCAGGGAGAUGCCUUGCAGGCUAUCUAUUUUGUGUGCUCAGGUUCCAUGGAAGUUCUAAAAGACAGCAUGGUGCUGGCAAUUCUAGGCAAAGGAGAUUUAAUUGGAGCAAACCUUUCAAUUAAAGACCAAGUGAUUAAAACGAAUGCUGAUGUGAAAGCUCUAACCUACUGUGACCUCCAAUGUAUUAUUCUCAAAGGACUCUUUGAAGUGUUAGACCUUUACCCAGAAUAUGCUCACAAGUUUGUGGAAGAAAUUCAGCAUGAUCUCACAUACAAUCUUCGAGAAGGCCAUGAAAGUGAUGUAAUCACAAGAUUAUCAAACAAGUCUGCAAUUUGUCAGGCAGACUCCAAAGGAAAUGGGAGCAUAAACAAGAGACUUCCAUCCAUUGUGGAGGAUGAGGAAGAGGAGGAAGAGGGCACAGAAGAGGAAGCAGCCACUCUUUCUCCAGUCCACACAAGAAGCACAACCUCCACCCAACAGAAGAAGUCAGGAAGCAAUAAAAGCUAUCUUGGGAUAAACUUGAAACAGUUGGCCUCAGGAACUGUGCCCUUCCACUCACCUAUCAGAGUUUGCAGUGCAAACUCUUCUAGAACCAAGCACGAAACGGAACUGCACUACUACUCCAAAAGGAGAGAGAAGAAUUUGAAGCUGCACCUUUCCUCACUGAACAAUGUUGGCCCUCCAGAUCUCAGCCCAAGGAUUGUUGAUGGGACAGAGGAUGGUAACAACAAUGAGGAGAGCCAGACGUUUGACUUUGGCUCUGAACAACUCAGGCAGGAUUCCAGAACACCUCCUUCCAUAAGAGAGAAUGAAAUUGGUUCUGCUGUGCUGGUUAUCAAAGCAGAAGAAACAAAACAACAGAUCAACAGACUUAAUAAUGAGGUCACUACUUUGACUCAAGAGGUCUCUCAGUUAAGUAAGGACAUGAAGAAUGUGAUGCAUCUCCUGGAAAGUCUGUUGGUGACACAGAGGUCUCCAGAUUUCUGUGCGGUGCAUGGCCCAGCCAUGAGUCCCAGCAUGGACAGCUUGCAGACUAGAAUGACUUGGACUAAACAUACACCAUGCAUGCAUAGGCAAGUUCCAAAUGUUACUUGCACCAAAGCGCAACUCUGUCAUUCCAAUACAAUAGCUGGCUUCUGGAGCAUGGAUCCAACCUCUGUAGGUAGCAGUCCACAAAGAACUGAACCACACAUUCAGAAUUCUACAGACAGUGAAUUUUAUUAUACUUCAGGCCUCGAAUAUUCCCCUUCCCACUACCAUAUACUCCAGAAAGACCAUUUGCAGUUAGUGAGUUGCACUUCUCCACCUUCGGACACCACUUUGACUCCUCUCCAGUCUAUUUCAGCCACUCUGUCAUCUUCCAUGUGCUCAUCAUCAGAGACAUCGUUACACCUUGUGCUGCCCAGCAGAUCUGAGGAAGGCAGCUUUAGUCAGGGAGCAGUCAGUUCACUAAGCCUUGAGAACCUGCCAGGAUCUUGGGACCUGGAAGGAAACACAGGAGCAGCAUCUGCACAGACCUCAGAAGAUUUGCCUCUAGAUUUUAAGACAAGUACAGUGGAUCUUCAAGACAGUAAAGCCAUAAAUGUAUAAUGGAAAUAAUGAUGCAUUACUGUAAGCAUGCUCCACAACUGCCAGCUGUACGCUUAUCCAGUACUGCAUGACAUUUUUGCCUUUUCUUGGAUACCCAUGGAAAUUUGUAAACCUGAAAAUUCACAUUGUUGGGAGAGCAGCAGAAAGACAGAGGAUUAACUAUGUUAUUUGAAGAGAAACAGGUUUCCAAGUUUAAGAAGCACAUUGAAAAGCAUUUUAGACACAAAUGUAACUUAACUGGAUGACUCAACAGGCUUUUCUGAUACUCUGCAACUCCAGAGAGAUGAAGUAGCUGGGCAACGAGGACUGAGGAGCUUCUUUGUGUGAAACAGAGGGUUUUUCCUCCCUGUGUGCUUGAUUGUUGAUUCCAGAUAACAUCUAUAGCACUGUGUGCUUCAGAUGAUCUAGGCUCCUGCUGGUAUUUAUGGCAAUGUUGCAAAAGCAAAGGGACAGUUACCACUGCAUGUCAUCUCCUUGACAAUCAACCAAAUAGAGCUGGUAGAGAGUGGUUAAUUGUUGCACGUUCUUUGUUAUGUAAAUCAGAGUACUUUAUCAAAACACUAUUUUUCUAUACUUACUAAGAAGUAUGUAUUUACAAUAUUUAUAAGAAGGCUGCUAAGGAUUUUGUUUUCCUCCUCCUCCUCCUCCUCCUCCUCCUCCUCCUCUUUCUCCUUCUUUUUGGAGCAAUGCUUGUUUUCAAAAUUAAUGCACUACCAUGUACAAACUAUUAUAUAUUAGGUCAAACUAUUCUUAAUUUAAAAUUCUUCCCUACUUUCUGCAUGCCAUUUGCAGUGAAUUUAUCCUUGCCAGUAAAAUGCAAAUAAAGGCUAAAGUACUAUUUUAUUUACAAAAGAAUAAAAAACCCAAACGGCAUUUACAAUGUUAAGUCAGAUAGUUAUAUAAAUAUCAUGUGAGCUGUACUGCCUUAACAUGAUCUCCAAUGCUCUUAUUUAUGCUUUGCACAGCAUCAGCACUUUUUCCAUCCUCUCUUUAUUUAUUUCUCCUUUAUAUGGUCUGAUAACUGUUUGAGCAUAAAUCCUAAAUCUCAGGGGUAACUUCUUCAACCAAGAAAAAAAAAUAACCUGGGGAAUUGAAAACUGGAAAUAAACCAGAGAACAAAUAUUUCUGAAAUAAGUUUCAAAGCAAAUAUUUAAAGUUGUUUUUACCAGCAAAAGAAUGAGUAGUCAUUAACUAAUUAGAAGAUAUUUAUCAAUUGACUUGCACUUUUGUACAUUAGGAUACCAUUAGGAGUGAUAAAAUAGAUAAGUAAAUUUACCCAAAUAAGUAUUGUAAUGUAUAAUGCUGUAAAACGGAACAGUUAACGUCUGGGAUGUGUAGAACAUCUGACAUACACAAGCCAAUUACUAUAUCAUAGACAUUUCAAUGUGCAUUUUGAAUAUGCAGUAUCUGUUAUCAUGACACUAGGUAUGCAUUAUAGUUUGCUUGGUAAAUAAUAUGCUCCUCUUUUUUUUAUACAGAGAAACCCCAAUAUAGAAAACUUUUUGGAACCGCAAGGGAAUAUAUACUUCUAUGCUUGUCAAAUUCUGAGAGUCAUUUAUAUGAGGCCUUAAUGAAGGGAGGGCAAAGCAAACAAUUUUGCGUCCAAACCAGAGCUAAAGCCUGAGGUGUACUAACUGAAACAACCCCAAAAGUCCUGUCUUAUGUUUGACAUACAUAACUUCCAGUCUCAGAUUUAAUCAGCUUUCUUCAAAUUACUGAAACAGCUCUUUUAAUUUCAAAUUGUAUGCCAUAUAAUGUGAUUCUGCCUAGGUUUUAUCAUAUGUAAAGCCUAAUGAGUUUAAGAAGUCUCCAGACUUAUUCUUUUGCUACAGUUUUGCAGACAUUUUUUCCCAUCUAGGUAAGUUCAAAAUGAAAUUAAUUAACAAGCUACACAUGGGAAUGAUAAAUCUCAUUCUCACAAUAAUAAAUAAUUUUGACAUUUUUCUCUUUGCUGUUAGGAAAUAGUUGAAAACUAUUGCUUGCCAUUCAGAAAAUAUUCUGUACAAAAGAAUGCUUUUUCACUGAGAAAACAGCUUUUCUGUGUAGAAAACAAGUUUCCUGAACAGAAAAAAACAGUGUUUUCUGUACAAAGAAUGCUGUGCUCUAUGUAGGAAACUUAUUUUCUACAAAUAAUGUUACUUUCUACAGAGAAAAAAAUGCUGUUUUCUAUGCAAGAAACUUAUUUUGUGUACAAAAAUGGCUGUUUUCUUGUAUAAAAAUGAUUGCAAAGAUUCUUUCCCAUCUAGCAGUCCCUUCAUCGGGGUUUAAUGACACUUUAUAAGCCUGUGUUUCAAUCAUUUUUUAAAAUAUUUCCAAAAUGUUCUUUCCAUUCCCAUAUUUAUAAUCUAAGAUUUACAACAAAGAUGUUUGUAUAUAGGUAAGGAGAAGCUUUCAUGGAAAGGACUCUCUGUAUUUUACAGAUUCUCCUGGAAUGCUACGGUAUGCUCCUUGUCUUUUUUUCACCGUGAUGACCAUUGCAUUGAAACAGAGAUUUUAAUUUUGGAACCACUUCAUUUUUCUUUAUUGAUAUGUAUUUUUUAUUUCUAUUUAUCAUUUGUAGAGUGAGACAGUGUCUUCUACAGAACUAUGAAUGCUGGUUACUCUAGUCUCCGUGGUAACAUUUUACUUGCCCACUUGGGAGCACAGUCAGUUACCAAGUCAUAAAGCUAUCUUCCAGGCAUAAGCCAGCAACAGCCACUAUAGAAAUACAUAUAAUCCUAGCUCCUACUCCUGCAUCUAUCUCCCCGCAUGGAUUGAAAAGUAUAGGAAACAAUAUUAGAUACCCAAAUUUACAAAGUAUUGAAAAAUGAAGGUAAAGGAUUGUUUUCUAGAUGGGUGAAUAAAUGUUUACCUUUUCCAGCUUAUAAGCACAUUGCAGUUGGAAGCAGGCGUGUUCUGAUAGCUGGCCAUUUUAUUUUUGAUGAUAACAAAAGUAUAUAUCUAUAUAUUUAUUAUGUUUUGCUUCACUUUAGAAACAAGACAUAUAUAGAAAGAAAUGAAUAGAAUUGUUGCACAAUGACCCAGUACUGUAUGUUUGGUUUUAAAAAAAGGCAAUGCAAGUACCAUA
Molecule: messenger RNA, 6421 nt
Organism: Sceloporus undulatus (fence lizard)
Lineage: Eukaryota; Metazoa; Chordata; Lepidosauria; Squamata; Phrynosomatidae
Gene: KCNH8
Product: potassium voltage-gated channel subfamily H member 8
Exons: 16
Coding region: 28-3354 (1108 amino acids)
Biological process (GO): potassium ion transmembrane transport; regulation of membrane potential
Cellular component (GO): membrane
Molecular function (GO): voltage-gated potassium channel activity
Source: RefSeq, a predicted model, not a curated record